Messenger RNA from Saitoella complicata NRRL Y-17804, 1070 nucleotides. RefSeq lists its product as uncharacterized. The transcript is spliced from 2 exons. Bases 24 to 884 code for a protein of 286 amino acids. The record is from RefSeq and is a predicted model, not a curated record. NCBI's taxonomy places the organism in Eukaryota, Fungi, Ascomycota, Saitoellomycetes, Saitoellales, Saitoellaceae.
CAUACGACCAAUUGACCAUCAAGAUGUCUUCGCUUCCAUCUCCUCUUCUGCCCGCAAUUCAUGAGUCUUGCUCUACUCUCCUCGCGGCGUCUGAUAGUCCAGUCAAGAUCGCUGACAAUGCCAAGAUCCGCUCCCUCCUUGAGGAGCUCGGAAAGGAAGGAUGGCUAAAGCUCCAAAAGAAACACAGCUCACUACCGCUCCCUCUAACCUUCCCAAACACCGCCUCCCAUAUUAACUUCCUCGCAAUCUACUACCUCGUCGCCUUCCACCCACCCCUCUCCCACUUCCCAAACCACCGCGACACAAUUCUCCGUACACUGCUCUCCCUCCACCUCUCAGACAGCCCCGUCUCCCUCCGCGUCCUAACGAAUGCCGAACAACUGAGCCAGUUGAGCGGCGUCGAAGUCCGGAAAUUCAUGAAACAUGACACUCUUAUCGGCGUGGAGGUCAGCGAACGCGCAGAUGGCGCAGAUUGGGUCGAGGGUGUGGUGGGUGUGUGUCAGGCUACGCUGGGUGCGGGGGUGGAGAGAAUUAGUGAUGUCGUUGUCGAGGCGGCACCACGGGGGGUUGAUGCCACACUCAGCGCACUCGUUACCCAAAUCCCACCUUUUGCAUCCUCCGAAGAUGAAGUACUCGUGCCGGACGCUGCGUUACGACUCCUCCACGAGCUACGGACGCGGUUCAAAUCACUCUUUGGCCCCGAGGAAGGGGAGAUGGGUGAGACGUGGGCGGUGUUGGGCAGGGAGUGGUUGGUUGAGAGCGGAGUUGUGGAGUUUGUGCCGAUGCAUGGGGAGGUGGUCAAAUUGAACGGGGUAGAAUGGAGGGCGGGGGUUUUGGAGGGAAGCUGGAGGGUGAGGGAUGUUGCACAGUCCAUGGGAUGGUAGGGCGUGCUGCACUGUGGGGAAAGGCAUGAGGCAUGACAUUGAGUGAGGAUGGGGAAAAUGAGUUAAGGCUGGAUUGAAAGCUACUUAAACCUCCCCAGAGCCAUCUGCGUCCGAGAGGUUCCAAAGCGUCAACUGCGAGAGCCAACGUGAACGUUUGAAAGCGUGAACGUCAUGGAAGGGAACGCC